UUUUUAAAACUGCAUUUCCUCCUGCACUUCUUUAGCAUCCGCGCUCCAUCUGCAGUGAGAGCUGCCUCCCUGGAUUUAGAAAAGUGGCUGAAAGGGGAAGGCCCAGCUGCUGCUUCAAAUGUGUCCGGUGCCUGCCUGGCCAGAUCUCCAACCAAAUUGAUAUGGACCGCUGUGAGACAUGCAAAGAGGACUACUAUCCAAAUGAAGCCAGAAACAAGUGUGUUCCCAAAAACCUAAGUUUCCUGUCCUAUGACGAGCCCCUGGGGAUUGCUUUAGCUUCCUCUGCUCUUUCUUUCUCCCUCUUGGCUAUAUUUUUGCUCGGAACCUUUAUUAAACACCGAGACUCUCCCAUAGUCAAAGCCAACAACCGAGAUCUCAGCUACAUCCUCCUCUCCUCCCUAAUGCUCUGCUUCCUCUGCUCCUUGCUCUUCAUUGGCCGGCCAAGGAUGGAGACUUGCCUUCUCCGGCAGACAGCCUUUGGCCUCAUUUUCUCAGUCUCUCUUGCUACGGUCUUGGCCAAAACCAUCACUGUGGUUCUGGCCUUCAAUGCCACAAAGCCGGGGAACAGAAUGCGGAAAUGGCUGAGACCCAGAGCUGCCCAUGGCUUUGUGCUGCUCUGUUCUCUCAUCCAGGCUGGGAUCUGCGUGGUCUGGCUGGGAACCUCUCCCCCAUUCCCAGAUUUUGAUACCCGCUCGGAGCCUGGGUACAUUAUCCUUGAGUGCAACGAGGGCUCCGUCACUGCCUUCUACUGCAUCCUAGCUUACAUGGGUCUCUUGGCUUUGGUGAGCUUCACGGUGGCCUUCCUGGCCAGGAAGCUGCCUGACAGCUUCAAUGAAGCCAAGUUCAUCACCUUCAGUAUGCUGGUUUUCUGCAGCGUCUGGGCGUCCUUCAUCCCAAGCUACCUGAGCACCAAAGGGAAAUAUAUGGUGGCUGUGGAGAUCUUCUCUAUUUUGGCCUCCAGCGCUGGGUUACUAGGCUGCAUCUUCUUCCCCAAGUGUUAUAUUAUUCUGCUGCGGCCAGAUCAGAACAGCCGGGAGCAUUUCACUCGAAAAUUAAACUCUGGAGUCCAACAGCUUUAAAUUUGGAGACUGAAAUACUGCAUGUUGUGUGGUUGAUCGCCAGAAUUCGGAUAUCUGAAGAUUCGGAAAGCCAGUCUCUCUUCCUUUUUUAUCUCAUUAGCAAGUGUGUUUUCACUUGGUGACAUUUUCCUUGGCAACUGGCAUGGCCUUCUGCUCCAGCCAGAUAAGACCAAAAAGAGCACAUUGUCUGCAAAUAUUUCCACAGAUAAUAUAUGUGAGUGAAUCUGAAACUUUCUGAUUUGCUUUGAACUUUCAAGAGGCUGAUCCUUCACAGGAUCCUUAGUGUGAUAAACUUGCUCACAAGUUCAGCUUCAAAGCAGGAUAGAGAAAAGUUCAACCCUCACCCCAGGCACAAACUGUGUGUGGUGGCUGCCAAAAGCUUCUCCCUUAUUAACAGUAGUGGGG
Molecule: messenger RNA, 1484 nt
Organism: Podarcis muralis (Common wall lizard)
Lineage: Eukaryota; Metazoa; Chordata; Lepidosauria; Squamata; Lacertidae
Product: vomeronasal type-2 receptor 26-like
Biological process (GO): G protein-coupled receptor signaling pathway
Cellular component (GO): plasma membrane
Molecular function (GO): G protein-coupled receptor activity
Source: RefSeq, a predicted model, not a curated record